Messenger RNA from Cuscuta campestris, 4847 nucleotides. The record is from the annotation of a GenBank genome assembly. NCBI's taxonomy places the organism in Eukaryota, Viridiplantae, Streptophyta, Magnoliopsida, Solanales, Convolvulaceae.
UCCGCACUCAGCCACGGCGACUCGCUCUUCCGGCGAGUUUCUCCGUCACGGAGGCUCUCAUAGAUACACAUAAAGCUUAAGGAGAAAUUUGAAUGGUUGGACAUGAAGAUGGAGAGUAGCAAGAUGUACACGUCACCCUCUUGGAUCACAUCGGUUUCUUGCGCUGCCCCAGUUGAGGACGACUCCGUUCUGCCUGCAAUCAAAUGGCUGAGAUUCAUCUUCCUUUCUCCAUGUCCUCAAAGGGCUCUUUUAUCUGCCAUAGAUGUCCUUUUCUUGCUUGUUCUACUGGCUUUUGCUUUCCGGAAGCUCUGUUCCAAGUUGAGGAGAGAUUCCAUUAAUGGCGUUGACAAACAAUCCCUCAUCCAACCCCACAGAUCUCAAGUUGUUCGCACUGAUUUCUGGUUCAAGUUAUCUUUAUCUCUCUCUGCUCUAUUAGCCAUUUCAUCUCUAGUAUUGAGCAUUUACAUAUUUAGCUCGAGCGGGUCGUCCCUAUGGAGCGUCAUAGACGGGCUGUUUUGGCUCUUCAAUUCAUUAACUCAUUUGGUCAUCACAGUUCUAAUCAGUCAUGAGAAGAAAUUCCAAGCUGUUAAUCAUCCCUUGUCGUUACGUUUAUUCUGGAUAGCAGACUUUGUUGUGAUGUCAUUGUUCUUAGGUUCAGCGAUUAUCCGUGUCGUCUCCAGUCAAGAAAGUGACCCUAAUUUCAUGCUAGAUGAUUUAAGUUCAUUGAUUUCAUUCCCGAUUUCGAUAGUCCUUUUGAUUGUAGCUGUGAGAGGGUCAACUGGAAUAUCAGUGGCACCAAGGGAUUCUGAACCAGAAACUCUUGCAGGGAAAUCAGACGUGAGUGCUUAUGCGUCGGCAUCAUUUCUCUCAAGAACUUUCUGGUUUUGGAUGGACCCAUUGCUGAAAAAAGGUUACAGAUCACCUUUGAAGCUUGAGGAUGUUCCAACACUCUCUCAUGAGCAUAGAGCCCAAAGAAUGUCAGAGAUUUUCGAGAGGAAGUGGCCUAAGCCAGAAGAGAGUUCGAAGCAUCCUGUCCUAACCACGUUGUUCCGUUGCUUCUGGAAACAAGUUGUGUUCACAGCAGCUAUAGCGAUUGUCAGGCUGUGCGUGAUGUAUGUUGGGCCUUUGUUGAUCCAGAGGUUCGUGGACUACACAUCCGGGAAAAGGACAUCCCCUUAUGAAGGGUACUAUCUUGUUGGCACUCUCAUGGUUGCAAAGUUUGUUGAGGUUUUAACUUCUCACCACUUCAACUUCAAUUCCCAAAAGCUCGGAAUGCUCAUCCGUUCCACCCUCAUCACCUCUCUAUACAAGAAAGGGUUGAGACUCACUUGCUCGGCAAGACAAGACCACGGAGUUGGGCAGAUAGUGAAUUACAUGGCUGUUGAUGCUCAGCAGUUGUCUGACAUGAUGCUUCAGCUACAUGCCAUAUGGCUCAUGCCGGUACAAGUCUCCAUAGCGUUAGCCAUUCUGUAUAGCAGCCUAGGAGGUUCGGUAGUUGUGACGCUAGUCGGCCUUGUAGCAGUUUUACUGUUCAUUGUGUACCGGGCCCGCCAAAACAACCGGUUCCAGUUCAAUAUAAUGACGAACCGCGAUUCCAGAAUGAAGGCGACAAAUGAGAUGCUUAACUAUAUGCGCGUCAUCAAGUUUCAGGCUUGGGAAGAGCACUUCAACCAGAGGAUACAAUCUAUUCGCGGCGUGGAAUACGGGUGGCUAUCUAAGUUCAUGUAUUCGGUUGCCGGGAAUAUGAUUGUUCUUUGGAGCACCCCGUUGCUUGUAGCCACGCUCACAUUCGGGAGCGCGAUCUUGUUGGGGGUCCCACUUGAUGCCGGGAAAGUGUUCACGGCGACUUCAAUCUUCAAGAUGCUACAAGAGCCAAUCAGGACCUUCCCACAGUCCAUGAUCUCGCUUUCGCAAGCGGUGAUAUCUCUGGAGAGAUUGGAUAGGUACAUGAUGAGCAAGGAGUUGGUCGAGAGUUCGGUCGAAAGAGUGGUAGGGUGUGGUGGGGAUGGGGUUGCAGUGGAAGUGAAAGGCGCGACCUUUAGUUGGGACGACGGACGGGGGCAUCAAGUGCUUAAAGAUCUAAAUUUUGAAAUCAAGAAAGGCGAACUCGUAGCUGUUGUGGGGACCGUUGGGUCCGGGAAAUCAUCUCUUUUGGGAGCUGUGCUUGGUGAGAUGCACAAACUCUCAGGCAAGGUGCGAGUUUGUGGUUCAACCGCCUAUGUUGCACAAUCAUCAUGGAUUCAGAAUGGGACCAUACAAGAGAACAUCCUGUUUGGUUCACCUAUGAACAGGGAGAGGUAUGAGGAAGCGAUGAGAGUUUGUUGCUUGGAAAAAGACAUGGAAAUGAUGGAGUACGGGGAUCAGACUGAGAUUGGAGAGCGCGGCAUUAACCUCAGUGGUGGCCAGAAGCAGCGCAUUCAGCUUGCAAGAGCUGUGUAUCAGGACUCUGACAUUUACCUGCUUGAUGAUGUUUUCAGCGCCGUUGAUGCCCACACCGGUUCUGAAAUCUUCAAGGAAUGUGUGAAAAGGGCUCUCAAGGGUAAGACAACCAUUUUGGUUACCCAUCAAAUAGACUUCUUGCACAACGUUGACAUGAUCUUAGUGAUGCGAGAUGGGAUGAUUGUUCAAUCUGGCAGAUAUGACGACCUUCUGAAAUCUGGGUUAGAUUUUAAAGCACUGGUAGAUGCUCACGAGUCUUCGCUUGAACUUGUUGAUGUGGAAACCACUUCAGAGAGCAACAAAGAGUCCCACCCUAAGAGGGAACAAACCAGACAAGUGUCAUUUAACCGAGCAGGGGAGAGUGGAGAUGAAACUCUACAGCAACCCGAUGAGUCUAGUGGGGCAAGUUCCAAACUUAUAAAAGAAGAGGAAAGAGAAACCGGCACGGUUGGUUUCCAUGUUUACAAACUAUAUUGCACAGAAGCGUUUGGUUGGUGGGGUGUCAUUGUGGUUGUGGUGCUAUCCCUAGUUUGGCAAGGGACUCAAAUGGCAAGUGAUUACUGGUUGGCAUAUGAAACUGCCGAAGAGCGAUCUGCAUCGUUCAACCCCUCUUUUUUUCUUGAGGUUUAUGGUAUUAUCGCAGUUGUAGCAUCCGUUUUGGUAGUUCUAAGAAUGUACUCUUGCACAAUCAUGGGCCUAAAGACUUCUCAAAUAUUCUUUAGUCAAAUUCUCCACAGCAUUCUUCAUGCUCCCAUGUCGUUUUUUGACACAACGCCUUCCGGAAGAAUUCUUAGUCGGGCAUCCAAUGAUCAGACCAACAUUGAUGUUUUCCUCCCAUUCUUCAUGAACCUCACACUUGCAUUCUACAUUACACUCAUUGGGAUCAUCAUCAUGACAUGCCAAUAUACUUGGCCAACUGUUGUACUUCUGAUUCCACUCGGUUGGCUGAACUUCUGGUGCAGGGGAUACUUUCUUGCAACUUCGCGCGAAUUGACAAGGCUAGACUCAAUCACAAAGGCACCAGUCAUCCAUCAUUUCUCAGAAAGCAUUGCUGGUGUCAUGACCAUACGUUGCUUCAGGAAACAAGAUGGGUUCAGCCACGAAAAUGUUAACCGGGUCGAUGCUAACUUGCGAAUGGAUUUCCACAAUAAUGGGUCCAACGAAUGGCUCGGGUGCCGGUUAGAACUCAUUGGAAGCUUUAUUCUCUGUACCUCGGCAUUGUUCAUGAUCGUGUUGCCUAGCAGCAUCAUCAAGCCUGAAAAUGUUGGGUUAUCUUUGUCAUAUGGAUUGUCCCUCAACGCCUCGCUCUUCUGGACUAUAUUUAUUAGCUGCUUCGUGGAAAAUAAAAUGGUAUCUGUUGAGAGGAUUAAACAGUUCACAAACAUACCAUCAGAAGCAGAAUGGAGAAAGAAGGAUCUUCUUCCACCUCCAAACUGGCCAAACAAGGGAAAUGUUGAGCUCCAAGACCUGCAGGUCAGGUACCGCCCGAACACGCCUUUAGUCAUUAAAGGCAUAACUCUCAGCAUUGAAGGGGGCGAGAAGAUUGGGGUGGUUGGUCGGACGGGCGGGGGGAAAUCCACCCUGAUCCAAGUGUUCUUCAGGUUGGUGGAGCCCACAGCGGGACGAAUAGUCAUCGACAACAUCGACAUUUCCGUCCUCGGACUCCAUGAUCUCAGGUCCCGCUUCGGAAUCAUACCGCAGGAACCGGUUCUCUUUGAAGGAACCGUGAGGAGCAACAUAGACCCCAUUGAACAGUACUCAGAUGAAGAAAUAUGGAAGAGCCUAGAACGUUGCCAGCUUAAAGACGUUGUAGCUUCUAAACCCGAGAAACUUGGCGCUCCGGUUGCGGAUAAUGGAGACAAUUGGAGCGUUGGGCAGAGGCAGCUUCUCUGCUUAGGGAGAGUAAUGCUAAAACGAAGCAAGCUUCUGUUCAUGGACGAAGCAACCGCAUCCGUUGAUUCACAAACGGACAGCGUGAUUCAAAAGAUCAUCCGGGAAGACUUUGCUUCAUGUACAAUAAUCAGCAUUGCUCAUAGGAUACCGACCGUCAUGGACUGCGACCGAGUCCUUGUCAUUGAUGCAGGAAAAGCCAAGGAAUUUGACCGGCCAUCGCGCUUGUUGGAGAGGCCCUCGCUCUUCGGGGCUCUGGUUCAGGAGUACGCGAACCGGUCGUCUCAACUCUAGACCUAUUCGUCUCUCUGUUUGCCUCUCAAGAAGAUUUCCUCCGGUGCAGACGUACGGAGCAUCACAUUUUAUUUUGUUUUGCUGAUAGAAAAUGUUGUUGUAACCUUAGAAUAAUAUAAUGCUCAUUCAUCUUCUUGAGCUCUUAUGUAAACUGUAAAAGAUACUUUGUAUCUUUAUGUUAUUCCAACAUUUGUCCACAUCAUUAAUGAAAUUCAUCUUCACUU